Messenger RNA from Paramuricea clavata, 1478 nucleotides. The record is from the annotation of a GenBank genome assembly. Lineage: Eukaryota; Metazoa; Cnidaria; Anthozoa; Malacalcyonacea; Plexauridae.
CGCAAAAUAUAAAUAUGAUUCAAAAUUAAAUCCUCAAUCAUUUCUGAUGCAAAUAAGCGUUUUAUUACUUUUGUAAACAUGCGAGAAAAGAAUGAAAUGAGUUUGAACUAAUUUGAUUCGGCGCUGGCAAUAAAUGCACGCUCUUGAAUAGGACAGACAACAGAAUAAUUCCAGUAUAGCCGUGUAGCUGCAGUGGGCAUUUUACAAUGGCAAAAAAAUUUGCUCUGACUUUUUUCCUCGUUUCAUUAAUCGUUCUCGCCUCAGCGGUAGGAGAAGGACCGCGCAAAGUGAGUACAAAAAUAUGGAUCACUGAAGAAUAUUCUUUUAACAAUUCAUGGUUAUGCCUGCAUUCAUUUGGUUAUGCCUGCAUUUAUUUGGAUAUGUUUCUCAAUCGGCAAACAAAUUAAACUUAAAAAGCAUGCUUAGUGAAUACAGUGGCGGCGGGACAGGUUUUCUUUUUUUUUGGGGGGGGAGGGCUAAGUUGGGUACCAUAUAGUUUUGAGCACAUAUAUAGGUAUAUAACGUAAAUUAUUGUUCACAAUAUUUCUGAACUGUUUCGCUUCGCUUAGAACCUCAAACCAGAUUAAAACCCGAGUUUUACCAAUGUUCCACUUAAUAACUCAAGAGUUUGAUACGUGUAAAAACUGUGACAGGUGCUAAAGUCCCUGUUUAAAUUCACCUGAGGACUAUUUCAUUGACCGUAAUGUGGGUAAUUUUGUUCACUUUGCCAGGCAGCGACCAAGAAUCUUCAUACUACUGUCGCACUCUUUUUCUUCUUUCGGGUGGAUUAGGCAACUGCGCCCUGUACUUAAAAUCAUGGAUUAGUUAGAUAACACCAUGACCAUCACCAUCAUUGUCACCAUAACCACUAUCACCAUCAUCACCAUCUGGAUUAGGCAACUGCACCCUGUAAAACCAUGGAUUAGUUAAAUAACAUCAUCACCAUCAUCAUCAUUACCAUCACAUUACCAUCAUCAUCAUCAUCAUCAACACCACCCCAAUCUUCAUCAUUAUCAUUAUUACUACUAACAAGAUCUCACUAUGUAUAUUAUUUUAGAAACGACAUUAUGUGAACUUAUGGGGAACCCAAUCUAGAUAUCAAUGCCCAUAUGGGUAUAACUGCCAGUCGGAUUACAGCUGCCUGUGUACCGAUGUAUAUAGUGGGCAAUUCGGCUAUAAUCGUGGUCUAAAAUGUCGCACAAUCUCAUGGAAAACAGUGUACAAACAAUGCGUCUAAACCAUGAAGACACAUGAAGAUAUAGAACCUGAUCUAUUCAUCUACCAUUAUGUAAUAAAAGAAAUUCUAAUCAAUAUAUACCUGACUCAUCUAUAGCUGUAGAAAUGUAUGCUUAUAUACAUAUAUAUGAAUAGCGAUAAACAAAGUAUGUUAUAAAGCGAUAUAAAAUUAAAUCAGAAUUAUAUUAUAUUGAAAAAGAGAAAGGAGUUUGUUGAAAAUCGUAAUUUGUGUUUAAGCGUGC